AUGACCUUCAACUUCACAGCCCUGCUCUGUCUUGGACUGACUCUAAGCCUCUGGAUCCCAGUGCUGACAGGGUACCUCCCUAAGCCUAUCCUCAGAGUACAGCCAGAUCCUGUGGUCUCAAAGGGAACUAAUGUGACCUUUGUUUAUGAAGAAUCAUUAGAGUCAAAUGGAUACCUACAGAGUAGAGUUCCAAAGAACCAUCAAAGGCCAGCAAACAAGACUGAAUUCUUAUUCUCAAAUGUAGGCCAGCAAAAUGCAGGGCAAUAUCAAUGUUCCUACAGGACUCAGGGUAAAUCAUCAGACUACAGUGAGCCCCUAGUGCUAGUGAUCACAGGAGCCUACUGGAAACCCAGGCUUUCAGCCCAGCCCGACCCUGUGGUGACCUCAGGAGGGUAUGUCACCCUCAAAUGUGAGUCCUCCGAGCGAUAUCACAGGUUCAUUCUUACUGUGGAAGGACCACAGAUGUUCUACUCAUGGCAGGACUCAAAGUAUAACUACUCUACUGGGAAGUUCCAGGCCCUGUUCCCUGUGGGUCCUUUGACCUCCAACCAGAGAUGGAUAUUCAGAUGCCACAGCUUUGAAACAAACACACCACAAGUAAAGUCAGAUCCUAGUGAACCACUGGAGCUCCUGGUGUCAGGGAAACUCCAAAAACCAACCAUCAAGGCUGAACCAGGCUCUGUGAUCCGCUCUGGAAAGGCCAUAACCAUAUGGUGUCAGGGGGACCUGGAUGCAAAAAUAUAUUUUCUGCAUAAGGAGGGAAGCCACAAUACACAGAGCACACAGACCCUACAACAGCCUGGGAACAAGGCCAAGUUCUUCAUCCUUCCUGUGACACAAGUCCAUGCAGGGCAAUAUCGCUGUUACUGUUACAGCUCAGCUGGUUGGUCAGAGCCCAGUGACACCCUAGAGAUGGUGGUGACAGGAAUCCACUACUAUGCAGUCAGGCUGUCAGGACUGCCCAGCCCUGUGGUGCCAGAGGGAGGGAACGUGACACUUCACUGUACCUCACACCACAACUAUGAUAAAUUCAUUCUCACCAAGGAAGAUCAGAAGUUCACCAACUCACUAGACACAGAGUAUAUAUCUUCUACUGGACAAUAUCAAGCACUGUUUGUUAUGGGACCCAUGACCCCAAACUACUCAGGGACAUUCAGAUGUUAUGGUUACUACAAGCGUAAACCACAGUUGUGGUCAGUACCCAGUGAGCUCCUAAAAAUACUCAUCUCAGGACCAUCAGGGAAGCCCUCUCUGCUAAGUCAUCAAGGCCAUAUACUGGAACAUGGAAUGAGCCUCACACUGCAGUGUUACUCUGACACCAAGUAUGACAAAUUUGCUCUGUACAAAGAAGGGGGAGCUGACAUCAUGGAAUCCUUUAGCCAGUGGACCAAGACUGGCAUCUCCAUAGCCAACUUCACACUGGACUAUGUGAUACACUCCGAUGGAGGCCAAUACAGAUGCUAUGGUUCACACAACCUCUCCUCUGAAUUGUCAGCCUCCAGUGACCCCCUGGACAUCCUGAUCACAGGACAGAUUUAUGACACACCUUCCCUCUCAGUGAAGCCUAACUCCACAGUACACUCAGGAGAGAAUGUGACCCUGAUGUGUUGGUCAAUGUACCCUGUGGACAUUUUCAUUCUGUCCAAGGAGGGAUCAGGCCAGCCACCCCUUCGACUAAAAUCAAAGUUCCAAGAUCAGCAGUACCAGUCAGAAUUCUCCAUGAGUGCUGUGACAUCCAAGCUCUCAGGCACCUACAGGUGCUAUGGCUCUCACAACUCAUCUCUCUACCUGUUGUCAUUUGCCAGUGCCCCUGCGGAGCUCAUAGUCUCAGGACCCAUCAAAACCUCCGACCUGCCACCCACAAUGUCCAUACCACCAGAUGGACUGCAAAGGUACCUGAAGGCUCUGAUCGGAGUGUCCAUGGCCUUCCUCCUGUUCCUCUUCAUCCUCAUCUUCAUUCUUCUCAGACGAAGACAUCAGGAAAAAUUCAGGAAGGAUGGUGAGGACGCCCAGAAAGGGAAAGAAUUACAACUUUCUACAGGAGCUGCAGAGCCAGUAACCAGGGACAAAGGCUACCAGAAGAGGUCAAACCCAGCUGCUGCCACCCAGGAAGAAAGCCUUUAUGCUUCAGUGGAGGACAUGGAAACUGAGGAUGGUGUGGAACUGGACACUUGGAAACCACCUGAGGGAGAUCCCCAAGGAGAGACAUACGCCCAAGUAAAACCCUCCAGGCUCAGGAGGGCGGGAGCUAUCUCACCUGUCGUAUCAAGGGAGCAGCUGAACACAAAAUAUGAACAAGCAGAAGAGGGCCAAGAGGUGGACAGUCAGGCUACUGAAUCCGAAGAGCCCCAGGAUGUGACCUAUGCCCAGCUGUGCAGCAGGACACUCAGGCAGGGGACAGCUGCACCUCCUCUCUCCCAGGCAGGGGAAGCCCCAGAGGAGCCCAGUGUAUAUGCUGCUCUAGCGACUGCUCGCCCAGGAGCUGUUCCCAAGGACAAGGAGCAGUGACCCUCUGCCUGCCAGGAUGCCUACCAGAGACCUCCAAGAAACUCUUGGAACUUUUGGAAACCUGACUGCACUAAGUAACAUAACCAUUUGGAAAUAAAGGCAGAUAUUUCUCAAUAA
Molecule: messenger RNA, 2625 nt
Organism: Rattus rattus (black rat)
Lineage: Eukaryota; Metazoa; Chordata; Mammalia; Rodentia; Muridae
Product: leukocyte immunoglobulin-like receptor subfamily B member 3-like
Biological process (GO): cytokine-mediated signaling pathway
Molecular function (GO): inhibitory MHC class I receptor activity
Source: RefSeq, a predicted model, not a curated record